GACGCUGGUGCAACUAUGGAGAUGCACCUCUUCCUUCGACGAGCUCGUCCAUCUCCUGGCGCAAUACUGAUAUCACGGUCUGCCUAGUCAAGGCAGAUGAUGCUUGCAAGCACAUUUGAUUGGCCUAAGCGAACAUGGCGUUUCUCAUGCGUCAACUCAGCCUCAGCGAGACAACUUCAGAUAUGGCGCAGUGCGCUGCUCGUAAUCUUGGAAAUGGGCGUUUGAGGAGGCUGACUCUUCACCAAGAACGUGACUUAUCACCAUUGUAACUGCUUGACAGCCGUAACAUCUUGAAGCGGAAAGUCCCCUUUCUCGCUGUACGCUAGCGCCCCGACAGAUGGCGGAGAUUGGUGUCCUUACAAACGUUGCGCAGAUCAUCGGCGCUGGACUUGCCCUCUCGAAGACGCUUUACGAUUUCGCCGUCGUUCUGAGCACAGCCGGCCGCGAUGUAAAAGACCUGGCGACCGACAUCAGCCUUUUCUGCUCAGUGUUGAAACAGGUACAAUCGACGUUGACAAGGGCGCGAGCUUACCGAUUGUCACUGUCGGCCCUACAAGCGGCGCAAGAUGUCAUUGAUCGCGCCCAGGUCAUUUUUGGGGAUCUCGACUCGACUAUCAAGAACUUCCAGAAACGAGAUUCGAACCUAGACCUCCUGGCACGGGUUAAAUGGUUCUUCACGGGGAAGCGAGUUCUCCUUGUCCACGAGCAACUCAAGGCGUGUGGAACCACACUACAAUUAAUGCUUACUACACUCGUGCUUGCUCAAAAAGUUGCCAGCAGACGGUAAGAAGCCUCCGGAUUAAUCGGCGGUUCCGUUGACGAUGUUAGCCACUCACCGCUCAGUGAAGAUGACGAGGAUGCACAAGACCGACUGAUCACGCAGCAACUA
Molecule: messenger RNA, 889 nt
Organism: Exophiala viscosa
Lineage: Eukaryota; Fungi; Ascomycota; Eurotiomycetes; Chaetothyriales; Herpotrichiellaceae
Exons: 1
Coding region: 338-787 (149 amino acids)
Biological process (GO): regulation of DNA-templated transcription
Source: RefSeq, a predicted model, not a curated record